This is a messenger RNA of Pistacia vera, 2802 nucleotides long. RefSeq names its product DNA replication licensing factor MCM4-like. Gene Ontology annotation, molecular function: single-stranded DNA helicase activity; single-stranded DNA binding; ATP binding. The transcript has 18 exons. The record is from RefSeq and is a predicted model, not a curated record. Gene Ontology annotation, cellular component: MCM complex; nucleus. Gene Ontology annotation, biological process: mitotic DNA replication initiation; DNA strand elongation involved in DNA replication; double-strand break repair via break-induced replication. Lineage: Eukaryota; Viridiplantae; Streptophyta; Magnoliopsida; Sapindales; Anacardiaceae. Bases 46 to 2580 code for a protein of 844 amino acids.
UGUCCAACUCCCAAUCCCUCUCUCUCCGGCUCGCUCUUUGUCCCCAUGGCCUCCGAUUCAGAUCACGCCGACUUCAACAAUGGCGGUCCGUCUUCCCCGGACGACUCGUUUUCGACUCCAAUCGACAAUACAUUUUCAUCACCAGCCAACAAUUCACGCCCUCGUCGCGGCCGUCGUGGUGGACGGCGCCGGUCCUCAACACCCUCAGCCUUUGCAACUACUCCACCUGCCAACCACUCCCGCUUCGGCUCGUCAGCAGAGACCCCAACCACAACUCCAUCUCGUUCCAAUCGUAGAUCUGGCGACCGAAAAUCGGCCACGUCACCUUCUUCGACCGAUGAGGCCCCACCGAGUUCAGAAGCCGGGGACGACAUGGACGAAACUACCCCUACCUUCGUUUGGGGCACUAAUAUUAGUGUUCAAGAUGUGAAGGGGGCAAUUCAGAUGUUUUUGAAGCACUUUAGAGAGAGUGCAGAGUUGUUGAGUGGUAGUGAGAGUGAAGUUUAUAGAGAAGGGAAGUAUAUGAGGGCUAUAAAUAGGGUUCUUGAAAUGGAAGGAGAGUGGAUUGAUGUUGAUGCACAUGAUGUGUUUGAUUAUGAUUGUGAUUUGUAUAACAAAAUGGUUAGGUACCCUCUUGAGGUUUUGGCCAUUUUUGACAUUGUGUUGAUGGAUAUUGUUAGUUUGAUUAAUCCUUUGUUUGACAAGCACGUGCAAGUUAGGAUUUUUAAUCUGAAGAGCUCUACUUCGAUGCGAAAUCUCAAUCCAUCAGAUAUUGAGAAGAUGGUCUCGUUGAAGGGGAUGAUUAUUCGGUGUAGUUUGAUAAUACCAGAGAUUAGGGAGGCGGUGUUUAGGUGUCUUGUAUGUGGGUACUAUUCAGACCCCGUUGUGGUAGAUAGAGGACGAAUAAAUGAGCCUAUGCAAUGCUCAAAACAAGAGUGUAUGGCAAAAAACUCUAUGACAAUGGUGCACAAUCGAUGCAGGUUUGCAGAUAAGCAAAUUGUGAGGCUCCAGGAGACACCUGAUGAGAUCCCUGAGGGUGGAACACCACAUACAGUGAGCUUGUUGAUGCAUGACAAGCUGGUGGAUGCCGGAAAGCCGGGUGACAGAGUUGAGGUCACUGGGAUUUACAGGGCUAUGAGUGUCCGAGUUGGGCCAACACAGAGAACUGUGAAAUCAUUAUUUAAGACAUAUAUUGACUGUCUUCAUAUAAAGAAAGCGGACAGAUCAAGAAUGCUGGUAGAGGACCACAUGGAAGUUGAUAAUAGCCAACCUAGAAUUGAGGAAGAAAUCCAAUUUGAUGAGUCAAAGGUAGAGCAAUUGAAAGAGCUGUCGAAACAACCUGAUAUAUAUGAAACACUGACCAGGUCUUUGGCACCAAAUAUCUGGGAGUUAGAUGAUGUGAAAAAAGGUCUUCUUUGCCAGCUUUUUGGCGGGAGUGCUUUGAAGUUGCUGUCAGGUGCUAGCUUCCGUGGUGAUAUCAAUAUCCUUCUUGUUGGUGAUCCUGGAACCAGCAAGUCCCAAUUGCUCCAAUAUAUACACAAACUGUCUCCUCGAGGCAUUUACACGAGUGGAAGGGGAAGCUCUGCUGUUGGUUUGACAGCUUAUGUCACAAAAGAUCCUGAAACUGGGGAAACUGUUCUGGAGAGUGGGGCUUUGGUUCUGAGUGAUAGAGGUAUCUGCUGCAUUGAUGAAUUCGACAAAAUGUCUGAGAAUGCAAGGAGCAUGUUACACGAGGUGAUGGAGCAGCAAACUGUUUCAAUAGCAAAAGCUGGAAUAAUUGCUUCCCUUAAUGCCAGGACUUCUGUAUUGGCUUGUGCAAAUCCUAGUGGUUCACGAUAUAACCCUCGCUUGUCUGUGAUUGACAACAUACACCUUCCUCCUACCUUGUUGUCCAGGUUUGAUUUGAUCUACUUAAUUCUUGACAAAGCUGAUGAACAGACAGAUAGACGUCUUGCCAAGCACAUUGUUGCUUUACACUUUGAGAAUCCUGAGAGUGCAGAGCAGGGUGUUCUAGAUGUUGCUACGUUAACUGAAUAUGUGAGCUAUGCUCGAAAGCAUAUUCAUCCACAGUUAUCUGAUGAAGCUGCCGAAGAGUUAACUCGAGGAUAUGUUGAAAUGAGAAGAAGAGGGAAUUUCCCUGGCAGUGGCAAAAAGGUGAUAACAGCAACACCCAGGCAAAUUGAGAGUUUGAUACGCCUUAGCGAGGCCUUGGCUCGCAUUCGUUUCUCAGAAUGGGUUGAAAAGCGUGAUGUAAUGGAGGCAUUUCGGCUCCUGGAAGUUGCAAUGCAACAGUCAGCUACUGAUCAUUCUACUGGAACUAUUGACAUGGAUCUCAUAACCACUGGAGUUUCGGCAAGCGAACGGAUGAGACGUGAUAAUUUGGUAUCAUCAACACGCAACUUGAUUGCGGAGAAGAUGCAACUUGGAGGACCCUCAAUGCGCUUGAUGGAGUUACUGGAAGAGCUGAAGAAGCUGAGUUCUGGAAGUGAACCUCACCUUCAAGAUCUGAGAGGUGCACUUACAACUCUUGCAAGCGAGGGAUUUGUAGUCGUCCACGGUGACAGUGUGAAAAGAAUAUGAUCAGAGUUCAUCGAUAACUCGUUAUGCGAAAGCCUACAUAUACAAAGCUUAACUUGUUGACAAGAAACUGUUGCACGGCGUGCCUAUCGGUUAAUUUUAGUGUACUAUAAGAGAACUGUAAUCUGUGUCAAUUACAUUAUCACGAUUGUAUAUGUUAUUUUUGCAGUUUAGCUACCAUGUUUAAUUUAGUGCUACAAGAAUGUUCACCAUUCUCUUAUAAAU